AAACGCGUCUGAACUUUGGGCACCGCCGCUGUCCGUAGUAGGCGUCCCAACAUGGCGGCACCCCAAGAUGUCCACGUCCGGAUCUGUAACCAAGAGAUUGUCAAAUUCGAUCUGGAGGUGAAGGCGCUUAUCCAGGAUAUUCGCGAUUGUUCAGGACCAUUAAGUGCACUUACUGAACUGAACGCUAAAGUGAAAGAGAAGUUUCAGCAGUUACGGCACAGAAUACAGGAGCUCGAGCAGUCGGCUAAAGAGCAAGACAAAGAGUCGGAGAAGCAAGCUCUGCUCCAGGAAGUGGCGAAUCAUAAGAAGCAGAUGCUCAGGAAAACCACCAAAGAGAGCCUGGCCCAGACGUCCAGCACCAUCACAGAGAGCCUCAUGGGGAUCAGCAGGAUGAUGUCCCAGCAGGUCCAGCAGAGCAAGGAAGCCAUGCAGACCCUAGUGACUUCUUCACGAACUAUCCUGGAUGCAAAUGAAGAGUUUAAGUCCAUGUCGGGAACCAUCCAGCUGGGACGGAAGCUCAUCACAAAAUACAAUCGCCGGGAGCUGACAGACAAGCUCCUCAUUUUCCUUGCUCUGGCCCUCUUCCUUGCUACCGUCCUCUACAUCGUGAAGAAGCGGCUCUUUCCAUUCUUGUAAGAUGUGAGAGCCCCCAGGUUUGGCCCUUUGAACUCCUGUUUCAGGAUCCAUCCAUACUGCUGAGCUUUGGCCCUGACUGCCAUACUGAGCCUGGUCCCCCGUUUGCUGCAGUGGCUGAGCCAGUGGCUGAGCAGGUCGGACGGAAGCCCAGCUCCUGGGUUCCUGCAGGGGGCUGGCAGGCAGAGGGCGAGCUAAGCAGUGGAGGAAACGCGUCAUCAGGACACCCACACGGACAGGGGCUCCCACCGCCUGAGCCUUGCACACUCGGCUGGCUGCUGCAUAUGGUACUUAGAGUCUAGCCCCGGGGACUUAAUGACCUCCUCUCCUCCCCCCACCCAUGGGGCCCUCAAUGCCACAUCUGGUGGCGGGAAGAGAGAAAAAGAGUGGGAAGGAUGACGAACACUCAUGUCCAUUCCUUGAAUAAACUUGAUUGUAUUUAACAGAAUGAAAUACCUUUGGUUUUAAAAGGUGUCUCUCUGGUAAUCUAUUUUUGAUGUCUAGAUUUUUAGGGCAUGACUUAGAUUAUCCUUUCAGCAAAGGAUGAUCAAGCAGCUGCCACACGCAGGGUAUUAUAGACGCUGCUGAACAUUCCAGACACGCUGGAGAUGAGACCUGGCUCCUCCCUCAAGGAGCAACAGGAGCAAGAGUCCACAGACUUCUCCAGAAGCGUGCAGACAGCCACCAUCGAGGGGCUUACACCAACACCUGAAAAGGCGGAGGCAGACGUGCUUCUCUUUCCCUGCACGGCAGCCUGGCCAGGUGGCGGGUGUGCGCUGACUGAGUGGCUGGCUCGUACCUUUAUCUUUACAGUCCAGAGCUAAAUAUAACCAAGGAGAGAGAAGCAGAGGCCUGUCUGGGCCUGAGUUCUGUUGAGGCCAGGGGGGUAGCCCGGGCAAGGCCAGCCUGGAGGUGUUGGUAUCUCCUUGUGCUAUAGGCCUGGCUGACUUCAUGCUUGAAAUCCCGACUAUUUAUAGCCACAGAGGACCUGGGGGGGGUGAAUGUAGAGGCCGAGGAGAAGGUGGAAAGAACAUGGACUUUGAACCUUGGUUCAGAAACUUGGUUUUGAGUCUUGAUUCUAUUACUAACUGACCACAUGACCUUGGACAAGGUACCAUACCUCACUGAGCCUCACUUUCCCUCAUCUGUAAAAUGGGAGUGAAAGUCCAUAUAGACCCUCGUAGAGUCAAUUCGAGAAGUAAAUGAGAAUGCGUGUAUAGCUGACAGAGCAUCAGACAGCGUCCUUCUGACAGAGUGUCUAUGGGCCUCCCACAUGCUGCCACCCCAGGGCUCCCGAAAGGUGGGCCAGGCCACAGACGUUCUGUCCAGAUCUAUUUGAGCAGAAGGGAUGGAGUCAACAGUUCAGGCCUCAGUUAUGCAUACAAAUAUAUAUAUAAAAUAAAUACAUACCAUUCUUAAUUCCUGGCUGCAGAAGACAGAGCAGUGCGAAUUGUGCACUUGUAUGUCUUAUUUAUAAUCAAACUAAAGCCGUGAAUAAAGCACAGAUGGGAAAUAUCUACUGUGCUUCCAGCGGUAAGUGCAGCAGAUGGAUGUCAUCAAGUUAGGAUUUUCUUGUCUUCACGUUUUUCUUUACUACUUUCCACUAAUUGUCAACAUCCUUCUCGCAAUAUGGAAAUGUGUGGGCUCUGUACUCCCUGGAAAUUCUCCCUUUGAGACUGUAUUCCUCCUUCUGAACACAGGCUUGAAUUUAGUCCUUUUUGAAGUGUCUUCCACAACAUUAUAUCCUUCAACCCUAAACAGCCACCAGGGUUCAAAGACUUCCCCCCAGCUGGCUGGUCACGCAGGAAGCAGCCACCACCAAGUUCAACCAUAAGAGGGCAGUGUUCACAUUUGCUCUAUGGUCUUGCUGUAUGUACGAUCAGGCCCCAUCAGUCCAUCUGAAAUGCUUUUAUGUAUUUUGGGGGUUUUUUAGAUACCAAAUUGAAAAAAAGACAAUGUACAAGCUUACCUAUACCUUGUUUAUGGAAGAUGUUCCAUAAAUGACCUUAAUUUUCAUGGUUAAACAGGAAGCCAUGCGUGUAUUCUCCAUUUUGAUUAGCUGGCAGUCAAGGAAUCAGAAGUCCAGAGCAGCUGUCAAGAGAUUCGUUCAAUAAGUCUUACUGUAGUCUUUCACUUAAUUAGUAUUUACUAAGCACCUUCUUGGUGGCGCAAACAGUUUGCACUUAACUAGUAACCUAAAGGUUGGCAAUUUGAACCCACCAAGCUGCACUGCAGAAGAAAGGCCUGAUAAUCUGCUCCCAUAAAGAUGACCACCAUGAAAAUCCUAUGGAGCAAUUAUGCUCUGUAACACAUGGAGUUGCCGUGCGUCGGAACUGGCGACAAUGGGGGUAAGCACCUUCUAUAUGCCAGGCACUGUUUUGGGGAUACAACAGUGAACAAAACAAGAAGAUUCCCUGUCAUGGAGCUGAGAGUAUGUGGGGGAGGGUGGGCAGAUGAUACACAAUGAACAUACUAAAUAAGUUAUUCAGUAUGUUGGAAAAUAAGUGCUAUGGGAAAACAGAGCAGGGCAGUGUCAAUCUGAAAUGUGGGAGUGGGGACGGGUUUGCAAUAUUAAGUAGGGUAGUCAGGGUUGACCUCAUCGAGGAGGUAAGAGUUGAGCACAUACUUGCAGGGAAGGAGUUAGUCAUGGGGAUGGCUAUGAAAAAGGUUCCAGGUAGAAGAAACAGCCAGAGCCAAGGCCUGAGGUGGGAGUGCAACUGGUGUUAUUAGAGGAAAAGCAAGGAAGCCAGACAGGUGGCUGGAGCAGAGGUGGGUGUGGGAGGUAACAGGAAGUCGAAGAGAGUGGGGAACAAAAUCAUAAAAGGACUUGUAGGUCACUGGAAGGAUCUGGCCUUUUUCUCUGAAGGAAACAGGGAGCUAUGUAAGGGUACUGGGCAGAGGCCGAACCAAACCAAACCCAUUGCGGUUGAGUUCAUUCCAACUCAUGGUGACCAUGAUAGGACACAGUAGAACUGCCCCAUUGGGUUUGCAAGGCUGUAAAUCCUUACAGAAGCAGGCUGUCAUAUCUUUUCUCCUGCAAAAUGGUUGGUGGGUUUGAACCGCCGACCUUUCAGUUGCACUUAACCACUGUACCACCCUUUUGGGCAGAGGAGUGACGUAUUACUUAUGUGUAGAGCAGAGCAGAGCUGGGAGACCAGCUAGAAGGACUGCAGUCAUCCAGGUGGCAGACGGUAGUGGUGCAUACAGGCUGGUUGCAGUGGAGGUGGUAUGAAAAAAAAGUGGGGAUUAAAAAAAAAAACCAAACCCACCGCCGUUGAGUCGAUUCCGACUCAUAGCGACCCUAUAGGACAGAGUAGAACUGCCCCAUAGAGCUUCUGAGGAGCGCCUGGCGGAUUUGAACUGCCGACCUCUUGGUUAGCAGCUGUAGCACUUAACCACUAAGCCACCAGGACAUUGUUGAUAUAUUCUGAACACAGGAGCAACAGGCUAGGCUUUCCUGAAUGAAUGAAUGUCAUUCCUGAACAAAAAACAAUGAGGUUUUUGGUCUCAGCAACGGAAGGAGGGAGAGGAAGACCAGGAGUUUGGUUUUGGACACGCUGGGUUUGAGAUGUCUAUUAGACAUCCUAGUCCAGGUGACAGGCAGUUAAGUCUGGAGUUUGGGAGAGCAUUCGGGGCUGGAGCUGUAAAUAUGGAAGUCUCUGGCACACAGAUGGAAUUUAAAGUCAUAGAGUUGAAAUCACCAAGGGACUUGGGUAUAGAAAAGAGAGUCAAAGAGAAAAGGAGAAGUGCAAAGGAGACUGAGAAGGGUCAAUCAGAGAUACUUCUAGUAGUACUUGUUGGGGAGUCUAGAUAUGCUUUUAAUCCCCAAGGAAGGAGACUUUCUAAUCUUCAAAAAUCCAUUUUUUUCAUCAUCAUCUUCAUCAUUGUCAUCAUCGCUCUCAUGAUCAAAAGCAUCUAAUAUUUGUUGAGGUCCUGCUAUGUGUCAGACACCUGAGGACUCACGUAAGCAUGAGACCCCCCUGCCAUGAAGGACAAAAUGAGACUUUUGUCUGCC
Molecule: messenger RNA, 4648 nt
Organism: Loxodonta africana (African savanna elephant)
Lineage: Eukaryota; Metazoa; Chordata; Mammalia; Proboscidea; Elephantidae
Gene: BNIP1
Product: BCL2 interacting protein 1
Exons: 5
Coding region: 52-636 (194 amino acids)
Biological process (GO): retrograde vesicle-mediated transport, Golgi to endoplasmic reticulum
Cellular component (GO): SNARE complex; endoplasmic reticulum
Molecular function (GO): SNAP receptor activity
Source: RefSeq, a predicted model, not a curated record